AUGGCGCCGGCUAAGAAGAACAAGUACUCGGUCAUCUUACCGACGUACAAUGAGCGCCAAAAUCUACCCAUCCUGAUACAGAUGCUGCACGAUGUCUUCACCAAGGAGAAGCUUGACUGGGAGGCGAUCAUUGUAGAUGAUGCAUCUCCCGAUGGAACUCUUGAGCGAGCGAAACAGCUGCAGAAAGCAUUCGGAUCGUCACACAUCGUCCUGAAGCCUCGAGCGGGAAAGCUAGGACUGGGAACAGCCUACGUUCACGGACUCCAGUUUGCGACGGGCAACUUUGUCAUCAUCAUGGAUGCCGAUUUCUCACAUCACCCUAAGUUCAUCCCACACUUCAUCAAGAUCCAGGACGAAACCAACUGCGACAUUGUUACGGGUACGAGAUAUCGAUCGAACCGCGGAUUGAUUGGUGGUGUCUAUGGUUGGGAUGCAAAGCGAAAGCUGACCAGCUGCGGCGCCAACAUUCUGGCCGAUUUUCUACUCAACCCGGGCGUAAGCGACCUGACAGGGUCAUUCCGACUAUACAAGAAGGAAGCAUUGGUGACGGUCAUUGAGAAGACGGAAUCAAAAGGCUACACGUUCCAGAUGGAGAUGAUGACACGAGCGAAGGCUAUGGGCAUGAAGGUCGAAGAAUGCCCUAUCACCUUCGUCGAUCGUCUCUAUGGUGACAGCAAGCUAGGCGGUGAGGAAAUCGCAGAGUACCUCAAGGGCCUGUUGUGGCUUUGGUGGACUGUAUAA
Cyphellophora europaea CBS 101466 is the source of this 741-nucleotide messenger RNA. RefSeq lists its product as uncharacterized. Gene Ontology annotation, molecular function: dolichyl-phosphate beta-D-mannosyltransferase activity. Gene Ontology annotation, cellular component: endoplasmic reticulum membrane. The record is from RefSeq and is a predicted model, not a curated record. The coding region runs from base 1 to 741 and encodes 246 amino acids. Gene Ontology annotation, biological process: protein O-linked glycosylation via mannose; GPI anchor biosynthetic process. NCBI's taxonomy places the organism in Eukaryota, Fungi, Ascomycota, Eurotiomycetes, Chaetothyriales, Cyphellophoraceae. The transcript is spliced from 2 exons.